CGUAAUACCAGUGGCAAAAUUGUUUUCAAUAAAUGUAAUAAUUCUGUUGAGGAAAGUGAUUUUAGUAUAUAUUCCGAAGAAAGUACAUAUUCUGAAGAAAGUGCAUAUUUUGAAGAAAGCAAUUCAACUGCAACUUAUUAUUGUAAAUACGGUCCUCAUAGAAAAUUUACUUUAGCAGCAGAGAAAAAAAAUUCUCUUACAGAUUUUUUUAAACCCAUUAAUUUGGACAAUAAUGAAGAUAAAAUUAAUGACAUGGUUUCUUUUAUUAGAAUGGAUAGUGGAUAUAAUAAAAGUAAUGAAAUAAGUAAAUGUAACGAAACAAGUGAACCAGGUAGACAUAAUGGAAUGGAUAGGGAAACAAGUAGAUAUGAUGAAAUCGAUAGUGGAAUGGGUAAAAAUAAUAUAAUAGAUGGUGAAACGGGUAGAUACGGCGAAAUUGGUGAAAUGGACAAAAUUAAUGAUGAACCAGGUAGAUAUAAUAAAGUCAAUAUUGGAAUGGAUAAAAACAAUGAAAUGGAUGAUGAAACAGGUGAAAUUGAUGAUGAAACAUGUAGAUAUGGUGAAGUCGAUAUUGGAAUAGAUAAAAAUAAUGAAAUGGAUGAUGAAAUAGACAAAAUUGAUGGUGAAACGAGUAGAUAUGGCGAAAUCAAUAGAACGGGUAAAAAUAAUGAAAUGAAUGGUGAAACAGACGAAAUUGAUAGUGAAACGGAAAAAAUUGAUUGUGAAAUAGGUAAAAAUAAUGAAAUGGAUGGUAAAACAGAUGAAAUUGAUGGUGAAAUGGGUAGAUAUGGCAAAAUCAGUGAAAUGAACAAAAUUGAUGAUGAAAUGGGUGAAAUUGAUUGUGAAAUGGAUAAAUAUGAUGAAAUGGAUGGUGAAAUGGGCAAAUAUGACAAAAUCGAUAGUAAAACAUAUAGAUAUAAUAAAAUAGAUAGUGAAACGGUUAGACAAAAAAUAAAUGAAUUUAGUAAUGGGAGUGGUUAUGGCGAAACAAAUGAAUUUAAUAACGGGAAUAAUUUAAAUCAAGUUGAUGAAAUAAUUGAUGAAACAAUUGAUGAGACAGUUGAUGAAACACUAGAUUAG
Molecule: messenger RNA, 1080 nt
Organism: Diversispora eburnea
Lineage: Eukaryota; Fungi; Glomeromycota; Glomeromycetes; Diversisporales; Diversisporaceae
Source: the annotation of a GenBank genome assembly